UGCAGCGCCAUUUUCCGCGCUGCCGCUCGGCCCCAGCGCGUUCACACAGCGCGUCCACACACGCACUGUCCACUCUGUCCACUCUGUCCAAUCUGUCCCCGCGCUGUCCCCGCUCAAGCGCCUCUCUCUCCCCGGAGCCCUGCGCCCCUAACCCCGCGGAGCUCAUGUACCGCGGCCGAGGACAGAGGGGCUUCCCGGGGCCCAGAGACCCGCACGGGCCCCGGCCUCCGUACGCGCCCGGGUAUCCUCCCGCAGAGCCCCGCGGACACCACAGCGACUCCCGCGGACACCACAGCGACCCCCGCGGACACUACAGCGACUCCCGCGGGCCCUGGAGCUCCACGGCCCCCAGAGAGCGUUCUCCAUCAGGUCCUCUCGAUCACAACCUCGUCAUCACCGUGGGCAACGAACGAGCCAAUCACAGCGCACCGUCAGACAGGGACUACGACCGAACCAAGAGCCGAGGACGCAGCAAAUCCAGAGGCCGGAGUCGCUCCAGAACCCCGGACCGGACCAGGGGGCGGAGCAAGUCUAGGGGGCGGAGCAAGAGCAGAGUCCAGUCCAGAUCUCGGUCCAGGUCCAGGUCUAGGUCCAGGUCCAGAUCCAGGUCUCGUGGGCGGAGCCGAGGCCGCAGCAGAGGGCGGAGCUACAGUAAAGGGGGCGGAGCUCGCAGUAAGAGUCGGCGCCGCAGUCGCUCGAGCUCCGGAGACUUCAGCGAACCAGAGUCUGCCCCGAAACGAAACGAGAACGUGAUGCCACAACCGACAAAAUCCAUCCUGAAGAGACGCCCCGAAGAGGACUCCCCGUCUGUGCGGAGUCUGGACUCUCCUCGCCUUGGCGCCGGUCCCUCAGACUCGGUGACGCGGAUGGCGGAUCAGCUGGUCGCCGCGGUGAGGGGGCUGCAGCCGGCGGCGGUGGCGGCCAUGUUGGCUCAGCUGAAGGCGGACCCUCAGAUGGGGGAGGCGGAAUUUCGUCAGAUUGUGGCGCUGUUGGAGUCUCGCACAGCGGCGUCUCGCCCGGAUGACGCCAAAGCAGGCGUCAAACGUCCCGAAGACAUCGAUGACGAGGAGCUCUUCCUGUAUGGAGACUCCGAGGCUCCGCCCACAGGCCAGCCCCCGGAGCAGCCAAUCAGGAGCCAGGAUCUAUAUGGAGACGUGACCGAAGACGACCUGUACGGCGACCUGCAGCCGCCCGCCGCCGCCGCCGCCCAUGACACCAGGUUCUCCCAGAUGCCCCCGGGCACCGAGCCCCUGGAGCCCGGCGAGCGCCAGGCUCUGGAGGAGUACGAGAAGGUGCAGAACCUUCUGCAGACCAUCGGCCUGGACCUCAACGUGUCUGACAUCUCCAAGAUGGCCGCCAGGACCAAGGAGCGUCUCCAGGGCAACCGGCCGACCAAGUCCCCUCCGUGCCGCCGCCGCUACUCCUCCUCCGGCAGCUCCAGGUCCGGGAGCAGCAGCCGCAGCCGCAGCUACAGCCCCAAACGCAGCCGAGACCGAUCCAGAGACCGAUCCAGGGACCAGUCCAGGGACCAAUCCAGGGACCAGUCCAGAGACCGGACGAGAGACCAGUCUCUGCCCGCUCCUGACGCUGCCCCCCCUGUGGUGCCUCCUCCACACCCCCCCAUGAACCUGGCCUACCCCCCCACCCAGGUGCACGGGAUGAUGCCCCCGUACCCCCCGCCCGGGUACCCUCCACAGUACGGGAACUACAUGGGCUACCCCCCUCCCCCACAGUGGCCCCCCAUGUACCCCCCGCCCACCAUGGCCUACAGCGCCUACCCAGACGGAGAGAAAGAUCGAGCAUUUAACGAGGAACAAAACAACGAGAGUCAGAAGCAGAAGGUGCUGGAGGAGCGAGAGAAGCUCAAACAGGACAGAGACAUCAGGAUGAAGAAGAAAGAGUACCUCAUGAAGGAACUGGAGCGCCUCCGAAAACAGCAAGGGGAGCUGCUGAGGAAGAAGCGCCGGGAGAAGGACGGACACAAAGACCCUCUGCUCCAGGAAAUCAGCCGCCUGCAGGAGGAAGUGAUGUCACAGAUCUCUGCGCUGCGGCGGGAACACGAGGCCGCCGAGAAGAAGCGCACGGAGAUCGAGAAGGUGGCGGCCAUUUUGGGUCUGGCUCCCGGAGAUCGGAGCCGAAAAUCCUCCGAGCGAGAACCGCCGAUGAAAAAGAAACGAGAGCGGAGCCCGGAGCGGCGCCGGAGCAGCGUCAAGUCGCCCGAGAAAUCAUCCACGCCUUCUCGGAAGGCCACGCCUCCUCGGAAAACCUCCACGCCCCCUCGGAAGACUACUCCUCCCAGAAAGGCGGCCACGCCUCCCAGGAAAGAGGCCACGCCCCCUCGGCCUGUGGCCCCGUCCCCUAAGGCGGCGUCCCCACCCCCCGCGCCGGAAGAGCCGUUUGAAUAUUACGACGCAGGAAACCACUGGUGCAAAAGCUGCAACGUCACGUCAGGAUCCAUGUUCGACUUUUACACUCACCUGCACAGCAAGACGCACCGCAAGACUCUGGACCCGUACGAUCGGCCCUGGGCCCCGGCUCCCACCAAAAUCUCCAAGAGCGACACGGCGGCGGAGAAGCUGACCAAACCUGCCAAAGGGUCAGAGUUCAUGCUGCCCGUGCGAGGAUUCUACUGUCUCCUGUGCAAAGAGUUUUACGGAGACGCCAUCUGCGCAGAAGAACAUGUGACCAAGCACGCGCAUAACGAGAAGUACAAGAAACUGAUGCAGGAGAACCCCAUGUACGAGCAGCGCCGGAACCUGGACCGCCAGGCCAGCAUGAAGCGCAAACCCGAAGAACCCAAGAUCCUCAAGAUGGAGCCCGAACCCAAACCGGAGCCCAAACUCAAGAAGAAGAAACACCUGGAGCCGGAGGAGUUCAGCCCGCCGCGCCCGCCGGAGCCCCGCCCCCUCGAGCAGCCCCGCCCCCUCGAGACACGCCCACAGGAAGUGCCCAAACUGGAGGUGAAGGUGGACAUGCGGCCGCUCCCCGAGGAGCCGCCCAAACUGCCCAAACUGGAGAUCAAAGUGGAGAACAAACCGAAGCCUCUGGAGCGUCCGGUGUUUAAAAAAGAUGAAGAAGAGAAGCCCAAAAAGAAAGACGACAAACACCGCUACAGCCGCGAGGAAGAGGACCGCAAGGAACGCUACCGCCGCUACGAGGAGUACAGGCACAAGACGCACCGUUACGACGACCGAUACGACGAUCGCUACGACGAUCGCUACGACGACCGCUACGGCGACGACCGCUACGAAAAGUCCAAAUACCACCGGGACGAGGAGCGUUCCAAAGGGAAGUACGACUCCAAGUCCAAGUACGAGUCCAAGAAACCAGAACCGAAGAAAGAGCCCGAGGCUCCGUCCCGUCCCUACGACCCGCCAAAGGUAAUGUGCGGCCCCAGCCCCGCCAUGAGGGCCAAACUCAAGAAGCAGAGCCAAGAGGCCGCCAAAUCAGGCUCCUCCCCCUCGGCUGCUGCCGCCGCUGCUGCCACAUUCAACAAGUUCACGUGGAAGAAGAAGGAGAGCGUCGUGAUGAAGGAGAGCGUCCUGAUGAAGGAGGCCCAGAAGGUGGCGGCGGCGUUCAUCAAAGACGACGAAGCCGCGGCGCAGAAGAGCGGCUCUGACGAGGACGCCUUUCAGAAGUCGAUGGCAGCGGCGAAAGAGAUCGCAGAGAAACUGUCCCAGAGCGCGCCUCCGUCAUGGGGCAAGAUCCGGCCCGGCCUCGCUAACCGCCGCGGCGCUUUGGCCGGGAAAACGGGACAGAACUCAGUGAGGCCGACCACCCCGACCCAGGACCCCACGCCAGCCGCGGCGGCGCCUCAAACCACGCCACCUCAGGCCACGCCCCAAACCCUCCUCCCCUCGGAUGCGCCGCAAGUCCCCGUGAUCCCGAACCCCACCUUCCCUCUGCCCUCCUUCCCCCCGCCCGCCUUCCCUCCUCCCUCGUACCCGCCCUACCCGCCGCCCUCCGGCAUCAUGCCGCCCAUUAACCCCAGCGUCCCCCCUCCGCCGCUGGUGCUGCCGCCCGCGGUCCCUCAGGCCUUCGCGCCGCCGCCGGUCCCGGAGCCGGAGCCUCCGAAGCGCGUCUACGUGAAGCCCGCCCCCUUCAUGAGCAGCGCCGGACCCAAGACGGAGAAGUUCAGCACCAGCAUGGCGGCCGCCAAAGCCCAGGACCUGUUCGGGAUCCUGUUCAGCCCCGGCAGCAUCGGCCCCGCGGCCAAGACCACCAAACCCGCCGCUACAGCCGCCGCCAAGAAGGAAACCAAACCAGAGGCUAAACCCAACAAGCAGCAGAGCGCCGCCACCGCGCCCGCCACCACCGCGCCCGCCACCACUGCCUCUGCCGCCGCCGCACCCACCGCUGCCGCCGCUGCCACCGCCGCACCCAAGACCAGUGCCGCUUCAGUCCCUCCAGCAGGGGGCGCUGCAGACGAUCCAGGGCUGCAGAUCACCUCCGUGUGGUCCAUGAACGCCGCCAAGACCAAAACAGAACCAGACGAAUCCGCCUCAGAAACGGUGGCUCAGGUGGUUCCAGAGGGAGAGGGGAAAACCGAGCAGCUCCCAGCCCAGAACGAGGCUCUGAAACUGGGCAUGACGGAGCAGAGUGUCCCCGAGGAGGCUCCACACGCUCAGCCGGACGAGCAGGGAGAAGUGAAGCUGCCUGAACCAGAGACCGAGGACCAGACCUUAGACCGGACCCGAGACCAGGCCCGAGACCAGGCCCAAAAUGUCCCACAGGAUGAGUCUGAGGAGACACAGUCUGGACCGGUCCAGAUCGAGUCAGAACCCAACACCGUGGUCCUGGCCAAGACUCUGCCCACGCUCCAGGUACCGCUGGUCCGAAUCGUUCCCGAGAUUUCAGACCAGGCCGAGGUCCAGGCCGAAGUCCUGGCCGAGGUCCACACAGAGCCAGAGGAGAGUCCCACGAAACCUGAGUCCCAGUCCACAGAACCGAGCCAGGACACAGACACAGAACUGUCUCCAGAACCCAAACCCCGUACCAGAGGCAGGAAGAAGGCCUCACCCGCGGCAAAACCAACCCGAGCCCGGCAGACUCGGUACCAGACGCGCCGACAGCAACAGCAAGAACCAGAACCUGAACCAGAACCUGAACCUGAGGCCGAGCCAGAGCUGCAGUCUGAGGCCCAGACCGACCCGGAUGCUCAGGGGGAGCAGGAGACAGAGCUCGCUCAGGUUUACGCUCAGGACCAGAGUCCGGCCAGAGGAACAGAACCGGAUCCAGAAGUGGACCACGGAGCAGAACCAGACCAUGACCACAGCACGGAGGUCACACUGUUCCACGUCGAGUCCAUGGAGGUGGACCAGGACCAGGACCAGGACCAGGACCAGGGCGAGUUGGAGCAGAAGGGUCCAGAGGAGGAGGUCCAGACGCAGCCUGACGACGCUCCCAUGGUGGUGGAGCUGACCCCGGAGACGCUGGGGCUGCCUCCGGACAUGACCGCUCUGGACUUUGACUAUGAUUUUAGCUUUGAAUAAAACCCAGAAGCAGCGCGUGGACUUUGGACACGGCCGUGGCUCUGAUCAUGUGAAGGAGGCGUGUCCCACGUCAGACCUUUAACCGUGAAGAACUCUCCUCCUGAAAUGUUCUCCUGGUCUCCCUGGACACUGGACCUUUGCCUUUGUAAAUAGAGCUUCAGCACAAUUCUGUUUUUGUCCAAUCAAAACUGAACUAUUGUGUUUGUUUUUCCACCAUUUUGAACCUCGAGCUCAGUCAGUAACCCUAACCCUAACCAGAGCUGCUCCCGGGAAAAAAAACUAAUCAUUUCUUGUCCGUGAAUUUGGAGAUUGCGGCUUCAGCUUAAAACGUGUCUAUGAAGCUGCUGUUGUACUGGAGCUGAAAUGUGAAUUAUUUGUACCACAAAUGUACAACGGUUUCCAAAGUUUUUAAAUCACAACACUAAAGACCCUGUCCUGGUUUAGUCCUGGUUUAGUUCUGGUUUGGACCCUGUGUGGACCUGGUAUACUCCUGGUUUAGUCCUGGUUAAGUCCUGGUUUAGUCCUGGUUUAGUCCUGGUUUAGGACUCUACUCGAGCGGUUUUCUGUUUGUAGAUUAGAAUCAUUUUUAUGUUUUUCCACAAAGAAAAAGUUGUUUUUGCCGAAGUUUCUUGUUUUGAGCCGAAGCAAAGAAAUAAAACAUUUAAACAAA
Molecule: messenger RNA, 6162 nt
Organism: Boleophthalmus pectinirostris (great blue-spotted mudskipper)
Lineage: Eukaryota; Metazoa; Chordata; Actinopteri; Gobiiformes; Gobiidae
Gene: znf318
Product: zinc finger protein 318
Exons: 18
Coding region: 165-5492 (1775 amino acids)
Biological process (GO): negative regulation of DNA-templated transcription; positive regulation of DNA-templated transcription
Cellular component (GO): nucleoplasm
Molecular function (GO): zinc ion binding; nucleic acid binding
Source: RefSeq, a predicted model, not a curated record